Dermacentor silvarum is the source of this 722-nucleotide messenger RNA. RefSeq lists its product as uncharacterized. The record is from RefSeq and is a predicted model, not a curated record. The transcript has 2 exons. The coding region runs from base 1 to 705 and encodes 234 amino acids. NCBI's taxonomy places the organism in Eukaryota, Metazoa, Arthropoda, Arachnida, Ixodida, Ixodidae.
AUGCUUCUGUGCGUUCUGCUAUGGGCGGCUGCAUUAGUACUGACGCCUGCAGUUCGCGGCAAGGAAGAUGGUCAGGGCCGUCCGCUGCCGAGUUCAGGACCGACGUCUUCUUCCACGACGUCGAGCUUCGUGUCCGGGGGCGACCGCGCGACAGGCGCUCCGGGGGUGGUCGUGACGACGACCUCGUCGAUGCUGACAGCUAGUUCGGUGGACGCCAACCCCGACGGAGGCGUUACCGCGAAAACGGCCAGCGUGGUGAUGACGAGCACGUCGGUAACGGCGCAGACUGGGCGGGAGAAGCUGUCUGCGGCUUCGUCGACCAUUUCCUCGACAGCGACGACGUCGACGAGCACUACGGCAUCAGCUGCUCUUCCCCCCGAGAGGGGUCACGUGGGGACGUCUUCCUCGCCAACGGUAACCACCACCACGACGACUAGCACCUCUACGACGACGACAACGACGACGACCGUAAGCUCUCGUAGGGAGCGCCAGUCGUCUAUCGGGAAUCGCGCUCCAGAUGGCGUCUCGGGAACAGAGAAGCGACUGGACGGAAUCGAUGUGGCAAAUCGAGAGGGCGGCGACCUGGAAGCCAGUCAUCCGGCAUAUUCAAGAGACGCAAAGAAGCCCUCAGCUACUCCGCAUCUGGGAGAGGACCGCGACUGUAGCGGCGGGGACGUGGCUCAAGAGGGUUUCUGCAUGGCUUAACGUUAGGGUAGUGCGCC